CUUUGAACCAGCCCCCCACCCGGGACCCCAGCCUCUCAGGAUCCCCGGCUCUAGGGGAAGCAGAACCUCCCGCCUGGCCCGGUGUGGGCAGAGCAUGGACUCUGGGCCCCAGGCUGUGUAGAAGGCAACAGGUAUCAUGAAUGGGAAUGGAGUGAGCAGGGUGCACGGGCACAGCCUGAAUGGGGCUGGUGAGUUUUAUUAUGAGGCUGUGGAAGGGGCUCAGAACCCCGGGGGUCUCCUGCUCUCACCUGCUGCCUUCAUCAACCCCGCUCAGUACGCCAGCGUGCUGGAUGGACGCUUCAAACAGCUUCAAGAUGAGCGAGAAGCCGUGCAGAAGAAAACUUUCACCAAGUGGGUGAACUCACACCUGGCCCGGGUGACAUGUCGGGUGGGAGACCUGUACAGCGACCUCCGGGAUGGACGUAACCUGCUGAGGCUCCUCGAGGUGCUCUCGGGAGAGACACUGCCAAAGCCCACAAAGGGCCGCAUGCGUAUACACUGCCUGGAGAAUGUGGACAAGGCCCUGCAGUUCCUAAAGGAGCAGAAAGUGCACUUGGAGAAUAUGGGCUCCCAUGACAUUGUGGACGGGAACCACCGCCUGACCCUCGGGCUGGUCUGGACCAUCAUCCUUCGAUUCCAGAUCCAAGACAUCAGUGUGGAAACAGAAGACAACAAGGAGAAGAAGUCAGCCAAGGACGCCUUGCUGCUGUGGUGCCAGAUGAAGACGGCAGGGUACCCCAACGUCAAUGUGCACAACUUCACCACCAGCUGGAGAGAUGGGUUGGCCUUCAACGCCAUUGUGCAUAAGCAUCGGCCAGACCUGCUGGAUUUUGAGUCCCUGAAGAAGUGCAAUGCACAUUACAACCUGCAGAAUGCUUUCAAUCUGGCUGAGAAGGAGCUGGGACUUACGAAGCUGCUGGAUCCUGAAGAUGUGAAUGUGGACCAACCAGAUGAGAAAUCAAUCAUUACCUAUGUGGCUACUUACUACCACUACUUCUCCAAGAUGAAGGCCCUGGCUGUGGAAGGCAAAAGAAUUGGGAAGGUGUUGGACUAUGCCAUGGAGGCAGAACGCCUGGUGGAGAAAUACGAGUCCCUGGCCUCUGAGUUGCUGCAGUGGAUCGAGCAAAUGAUCGUGACCCUCAAUGACCGGCAGCUGGCCAACUCCCUGAGUGGGGUCCAAAACCAGCUGCAGUCCUUCAAUUCCUACCGCACGGUGGAGAAGCCACCCAAGUUCACAGAGAAAGGGAACUUGGAAGUACUGCUGUUCACCAUCCAGAGCAAGCUGCGGGCCAACAACCAGAAGGUCUACACGCCCCGAGAGGGCCGGCUCAUCUCCGACAUCAACAAGGCCUGGGAGCGGCUGGAGAAGGCCGAGCAUGAGCGUGAGCUGGCCCUGCGCACCGAGCUGAUCCGCCAGGAGAAGCUGGAGCAGCUGGCCGCCCGCUUCGAUCGCAAGGCCGCCAUGCGAGAGACCUGGCUUAGUGAGAACCAGCGCCUCGUGUCCCAGGACAACUUUGGGCUGGAGCUGGCAGCCGUGGAGGCAGCGGUGCGGAAGCACGAAGCUAUCGAGACAGACAUCGUGGCCUACAGCGGCCGCGUGCAGGCUGUGGACGCCGUGGCCGCAGAGCUGGCCGCCGAGCGCUACCAUGACAUCAAGCGCAUUGCAGCACGGCAACACAACGUGGCCCGGCUCUGGGACUUCCUGCGGCAGAUGGUGGCUGCCCGGCGAGAGCGGCUCCUCAUCAACUUGGAGCUGCAGAAGGUGCUUCAGGACCUGCUGUACCUCAUGGACUGGAUGGGAGAGAUGAAGGGCCGGCUGCAGUCUCAGGACCUGGGCAAGCAUCUGGCUGGAGUGGAGGACCUGCUGCAGCUACACGAGCUGGUAGAAGCAGACAUCGCUGUGCAGGCUGAGAGAGUGCGGGCUGUCAGUGCCUCUGCCCUGCGCUUCUGCGACCCAGGAAAAGAGUACAAACCAUGCGACCCGCAGCUGGUGUCUGAGCGGGUGGCCACCCUGGAGCAGAGCUACGAAGCACUGUGCGAGUUGGCCGCGGCCAGGCGGGCCCGUCUGGAGGAAUCCAGGCGCCUCUGGCGGUUCCUCUGGGAGGUGGGCGAGGCCGAGGCCUGGGUGCGGGAGCAGCAGCACCUGUUGGCCUCAGCCGAAACUGGCCGGGACCUGACUGGUGUCCUUCGCCUGCUCAACAAGCACACAGCCCUGAGAGGCGAGAUGAGUGGCCGGCUGGGGCCAUUGAAGCUCACCCUGGAGCAGGGCCAGCAGUUAGUCGCUGAGGGCCACCCUGGAGCAGGCCAGGCCGCCGCCCGUGCUGCCGAGCUCCAGGCCCAGUGGGAGCGGCUGGAGGCUCUGGCGGAGGAGCGUGCCCAGCGGCUCGCCCAGGCCGCCAGCCUCUACCAGUUCCAGGCAGAUGCAAAUGACAUGGAGGCCUGGCUGGUGGACGCGCUGCGCCUGGUGUCCAGUCCCGAGCUGGGGCACGAUGAGUUCUCCACGCAGGCCCUGGCCAGGCAGCAUCGGGCCCUGGAGGAGGAGAUCCGAGGGCACCGGCCAACACUGGAUGCCCUGAGGGAUCAGGCCUUGGCCCUGCCUCCCGCACUGAGCCGCACGCCCGAGGUGCAGGGGAGGGUGCCCAGCCUGGAGCGCCACUACGAGGAGCUGCAGGCCCGGGCAGGCGAGCGAGCCCGGGCCCUGGAGGCGGCCCUGACUCUCUACACCAUGCUCAGCGAGGCCGGGGCCUGUGGGCUGUGGGUGGAGGAGAAGGAGCAGUGGCUGAACGGGCUCACCCUGCCUGAGCGCUUGGAGGACCUGGAAGUCGUACAGCAAAGGUUCGAGACCCUGGAGCCCGAAAUGAAUGCCCUUGCAGCACGAAUUACUGCUGUGAAUGACAUCGCAGAGCAGUUGCUGAAGGCCAACCCUCCGAGCAAGGACAGCAUUGUCAACACCCAGAAGCAGCUCAACCACAGGUGGCAGCAGUUUCGGUCCUUGGCAGAUGGCAAGAAGGCAGCUCUGACAUCAGCGCUGAGCAUCCAGAACUACCAUUUAGAGUGCACAGAGACCCAGGCCUGGAUGAGAGAAAAGACCAAGGUCAUUGAGUCCACCCAGGGCCUAGGCAAUGACCUGGCUGGGGUGCUGGCCCUGCAGCGUAAGCUGGCUGGCACCGAGCGGGACCUGGAGGCCAUCGCCGCCCGGGUGGGUGAACUGACUCGCGAGGCAAAUGCCCUGGCUGCUGGCCACCCCGCCCAAGCCCCUGCCAUCAAGGCCCGGCUUGGAGAGGUGCAAGCCGGCUGGGAGGACCUCAGGGCCACCAUGCGACGUCGAGAGGAGUCGCUGGGUGAGGCGCGGCGGCUGCAGGACUUCCUGCGCAGCUUGGAUGACUUCCAGGCUUGGCUAGGUCGCACGCAGACCGCUGUGGCCUCUGAAGAAGGGCCGGCCACCCUGCCUGAGGCAGAGGCCCUCCUGGCCCAACACGCAGCCCUGCGGGGAGAGGUGGAGCGGGCCCAGAGCGAGUACAGCCGGCUGCGGGCCUUGGGUGAGGAGGUGACCAGGGACCAGGCCGAUCCUCAGUGCCUCUUCCUACGACAGCGACUGGAGGCCUUGGGAACCGGCUGGGAGGAGCUGGGCCGCAUGUGGGAAAGCCGGCAAGGCCGUCUGGCCCAGGCCCAUGGCUUCCAGGGCUUCCUGCGGGAUGCUCGCCAGGCUGAGGGCGUGCUCAGCAGCCAGGAAUAUGUUUUGUCGCACACGGAGAUGCCGGGGACACUCCAGGCUGCUGAUGCCACCAUAAAAAAACUGGAAGACUUCAUGAGCACCAUGGAGGCCAAUGGGGAGCGGAUCCGCGGGCUCCUGGAGGCUGGGCGCCAGCUGAUGUCUGAGGGCAACAUCCAUGCCGAGAAGAUCCACGAGAAGGCGGACUCCAUUGAGAGGCGACACGGGAAGAAUCAAAAAGCGGUGCAGCAGCUUUUGGGCCGUCUUCGGGAAAACCGAGAGCAGCAGCAUUUCUUACAAGAUUGUCAUGAGCUGAAACUCUGGAUUGAUGAGAAGAUGCUGACAGCCCAGGACGUGUCCUAUGACGAGGCCCGUAACCUGCACACCAAGUGGCAGAAGCACCAGGCGUUCAUGGCUGAGCUGGCCGCCAACAAGGACUGGCUGGACAAAGUGGACAAGGAAGGGCGGGAGCUGAGCCUUGAGAAGCCAGAGCUGAAAGCUCUGGUGUCGGAGAAGCUGGAGGACCUACACAAGCGCUGGGACGAGCUGGAGACCACCACCCAGGCCAAGGCCCGCAGCCUCUUCGAUGCCAACCGGGCCGAGCUGUUUGCCCAGAGCUGCUCUGCCCUGGAGAGCUGGCUGAUGAGCCUGCAGGCCCAGCUGCACUCCGACGACUACGGCAAGGACCUCACCAGCGUCAACAUUCUGCUCAAGAAGCAGCAGAUGCUGGAGCGGGAAAUGGCUGUGCGGGAGAAGGAGGUGGAGGCCAUCCAGGCCCAGGCAAAAGCACUGGCCCAGGAAGAUCAGGGUGCAGGGGAGGUGGAAAGGACCUCAAGAGCCGUGGAGGAGAAGUUCAGGGCCCUCUGCCAGCCCAUGAAGGAGCGCUGCCAGCGCCUGCAAGCCUCUCGAGAGCAGCACCAGUUCCACCGGGAUGUGGAGGACGAGAUCUUGUGGGUGACGGAACGGCUACCCAUGGCUAGCUCCAGGGAACAUGGCAAGGACCUGCCCAGUGUCCAACUCCUCAUGAAGAAAAACCAGACCCUGCAGAAGGAGAUACAGGGUCACGAGCCGCGGAUUGCAGACCUAACAGAGCGGCAGCGUGCCCUGGGUGCGGCUGCAGCAGGCCCAGAGCUGGCCGAGCUACAGGAAAUAUGGAAACGCCUGAGCCACGAGCUGGAGCUUCGAGCAAAGCGACUGGAGGACGCCUUGCGGGCCCAGCAGUUCUACCGCGACGCCGCCGAGGCAGAGGCCUGGAUGGGCGAGCAGGAGUUACACAUGAUGGGCCAAGAGAAAGCCAAGGACGAACUGAGUGCCCAGGCGGAGGUGAAGAAACAUCAGGUAUUGGAGCAAGCCCUGGCCGACUACACCCAGACCAUCCACCAGCUAGCAGCCAGCAGCCAAGACAUGAUUGACCACGACCACCCAGAGAGCACGAGGAUAUCCAUCCGCCAAGCCCAGGUGGACAAGCUGUACGCCAGCCUGAAGGAGCUGGCGGGGGAGCGGAGGGAGCGCCUGCAAGAGCACCUACGGCUGUGCCAGCUCCGCCGCGAGCUGGAUGACCUGGAGCAGUGGAUCCAGGAGCGCGAGGUGGUGGCAGCCUCCCACGAGCUGGGCCAGGACUACGAGCACGUGACGAUGCUCCGGGACAAAUUCCGAGAGUUCUCCCGGGACACAAGCACCAUCGGUCAGGAGCGUGUGGAUAGUGCCAACACAUUGGCCAACGGGCUCAUCACUGGGGGCCAUGCCGCCCGGGCCACUGUGGCCGAGUGGAAGGACAGUCUCAACGAGGCCUGGGCCGACCUGCUCGAGCUGCUGGACACGCGGGGGCAGGUGCUGGCUGCCGCGCACGAGCUGCAGCGCUUCCUGCAUGGGGCUCGUCAGGCCCUGGCACGGGUGCAGCACAAACAGCAACAGCUUCCAGACGGGACCGGCCGGGACCUCAAUGCUGCCGAGGCCCUGCAGCGCCGCCAUUGUGCCUUUGAGCAUGACAUCCAGGCCCUCAGCGCCCAGGUCCAGCAGGUACAGGACGAUGGCCGCCGGCUCCAGAAGGCCUACGCCGGAGACAAGGCCGAGGAGAUUGGCCGCCACAUGCAGGCUGUGGCCGAGGCCUGGGCACAGCUUCAGGGAAGCUCUGCCGCCCGCCGCCAGCUGCUGCUGGACACCACGGACAAGUUCCGCUUCUUCAUGGCUGUCCGGGAGCUGAUGCUGUGGAUGGACGGGGUGAAUGUGCAGAUGGAUGCCCAGGAGCGGCCCCGGGAUGUGUCCUCUGCAGACCUGGUCAUCAAGAACCACCAGGGCAUCAAGGCCGAGAUAGAGGCCAGGGCGGACCGCUUCUCCUCUUGCAUUGAGAUGGGGCAGGGGCUGCUCGCCAGGAGCCACUACGCGGCUGAGGAGAUCUCAGAGAAGCUGUCUCAGCUGCAGGCACGGCGCCAGGAGACAGCUGACAAGUGGCAGGAGAGGAUGGACUGGCUUCAGCUUGUUUUGGAGGUGCUCGUGUUUGGAAGAGACGCAGGUAUGGCAGAGGCCUGGCUGUGCAGCCAAGAGCCACUGGUGCGAAGUGCUGAGCUGGGCUGCACAGUUGACGAGGUCGAGAGCCUCAUCAAGCGGCACGAGGCCUUCCAGAAGUCGGCAGUGGCCUGGGAGGAGCGUUUCUGCGCGCUGGAGAAGCUCACUGCGCUGGAGGAGCAGGAGAAGGAGCGGAAAAGAAAGAGGGAGGAGGAGGAACGGAGGAGACAGCCCCCUGCUCCAGAGCCCACAGCCACUCUGGCCGAAGGGGUCCUGGUGGACAGGCAGGCAGCUCCUGAUGCUUCCUGGGAUGGAACCCACCCCCGGCUACCAGCGUCCACACAGCCAGCCAGCAUUAACGGAAUCUGCACAGAUGCAGAGUCCCCACAGGAGUCUGGCGCAGGAGACGAGGCCAACGGGCCACAGGGAGAGAGGCAUACCCAGCCACAGGGCUCGGCCCCUCCUGUCAUGCCCCACAGCAGGUCAUCCGAGUCAGCCCGGGUUGCCACCUUGCCCCCUCGAGGCCCAGAGCUCUCUGCCCAGGAACAGAUGGAGGGGAUGCUAUGCCGCAAACAGGAGAUGGAGGCCUUCGGCAAGAAGGCUGCCAACAGGUCAUGGCAGAAUGUGUAUUGUGUCCUGCGGCGUGGGAGCCUUGGCUUUUACAAGGAUGCGAAGGCAGCCAGCACAGGAGUGCCAUACCAUGGAGAAGUGCCUGUCAGCCUGGCCAGGGCCCAGGGCAGCGUCGCCUCUGAUUAUCGAAAGCGCAAACAUGUCUUCAAGCUGGGCUUACAGGACGGAAAAGAAUAUUUAUUCCAAGCCAAGGAUGAGGCAGAGAUGAGCUCGUGGCUGCGGGUGGUGAAUGCAGCCAUUGCCACUGCGUCCUCUGCGUCUGGAGAGCCUGAAGAGCCAGCAGUGCCCAGUGCCACCCGGGGCAUGACCCGGGCCAUGACCAUGCCCCCAGUAUCGCCGGUCGGGGCUGAGGGGCCUGUGGUACUUCGCAGCAAGGACGGCAGAGAACGAGAGCGAGAAAAACGCUUCAGCUUCUUCAAGAAGAGCAAGUAGUUGGGGGCAAGACUCCCAGGCCAGCUCCCUCCCUCUGUUCAGGAAACUGCCAGGGACUGUCAACAGGGACCACCCUCUUGUCAGACAACUGCCUGCUGCUAGGGUCUGUUGCCAAGGUCAGCCCAUCACCAGGAACUGUCUCUGGGGACAAAUCAGUGUUCCCAAGGGCAACUCUACUCUUCUCCUAUUUAAUUCCAGACUGGUGGUGGGACCCAGGCAACCCCCAAUUCCACUCCCCCCAACUUGUUCCUUCUUCCCCCAGCCUUAUGCCUCCGUCCCCACCACAGUGCGGACAGUGCCGCACCCUCAACGUAGGCCAUGGGGGGAAUGGCGGCCCCCGCCUCAGGGUCGUUCUCCCACCACAGCUAGGGCACGCCGUCUGGUUCCUUGCCCCUGGGGACCAGCCAGGAACCUCUCAGAGCUGAAGCAGGACCUGGGGGCAAGAUUGUCAGAUGAUGGAGUCAGAGACGCCGAAGUUCCCCGUUCCCGUCCUUCCUCAUCCUCUGACUCGAGUGGCCACUCCAUCUCCAGCGAGUCUCAAUGGCUUCCAGGUGUGAGUUGUUCAGGGGCAACCACAGCCUUGAGUCUGGCCAAGGAGGUGAUUAAACAGCUCAGCUUCUCUUAC
Molecule: messenger RNA, 7904 nt
Organism: Rhinolophus ferrumequinum (greater horseshoe bat)
Lineage: Eukaryota; Metazoa; Chordata; Mammalia; Chiroptera; Rhinolophidae
Gene: SPTBN2
Product: spectrin beta, non-erythrocytic 2
Exons: 35
Coding region: 137-7279 (2380 amino acids)
Biological process (GO): actin cytoskeleton organization
Cellular component (GO): plasma membrane; cortical actin cytoskeleton; cell junction
Molecular function (GO): phospholipid binding; actin filament binding; structural constituent of cytoskeleton
Source: RefSeq, a predicted model, not a curated record